UUUCCCUUUCAAUAUUUUCACGGUCAGAAUAUAUGUACCUAUAAAAUUGUAACAUCCUCGGUCUAACAUUUCAGCGAUGAUCAUAAUCCACUUCGAAGUAAAAUUUUAUUGUUUCAUUUUAUUAUUGCAACAUUUACGGGACGUUAUCAGUGCAUUCUACUGAAAAAUAGUCCUUUUUUUUCCACAAAUACUCGAGUUACAGUGACUAUUGCUUGACGAUUGCUUUUCUUUAGCCCAAAAAAUGUCGACUUUCCCGGAAUUAUGGAUAAUAUUCGCAGUCUUAGCUGUAGCUUUGCCAUUGCCUGGGGAAUCUGAGCUCAUGAAACCACAUGUCUGUCUCACAGAGGAAUGUCAAGAGAUAGCGCAGAUGUAUGCCGAAACAAUGAAUGAAACCGUCGACCCAUGUGAAAACUUCUACAAGUACAGUUGUGGUGGUUGGGCCAGCAAAAACACAAUUCCAGGCUAUGUAAAUAUCUGGAAUCGUCUCGAAUCCACACAUCUCGCGCUCCAGAAACGUCUGAAAAGUAUGCUGGAGAGAGCGCCGGAAGUCACCGAUAUUCUUCCGAUUCAGCAAGCGAAGAAGUUCUAUCAGUCAUGUAUGGACAUCGCUGCUCUUAAUGCAAGUAUAGUCAAUACAAUCGCAUCAUUUCUUGAGAGCAAUGGAGGCUGGCCAAUGGCCAUGAAUUUUGAUGACUGGAAGGAAGAUGACCGUUCAUGGCAAGAAGUCGAUGCCAAUUUCGCAAAUUUGACAACUUAUUACGCAUUCUACACUAUUACCGCCAACACGCACGAAUCUGGAGAGCCCGAAAAUGAAGGAAUUUCGGCGAGAGGAUAAGGAGAAAUCGAAGGAAGGAGCUUGGAAGCAGGAGGGGAAAGUGAUUUUAAAAUCCAAAAACUAAUCAAAUGUGAUACAAGAGACUUAUGUGAUAUUAAACUAAUAAACAAUGAAUAAAUAUAUGAAGUAGACUAUAAGUGAGUAUGUAAACAAGGAAAUAACACGAGAUUAGAGAUGAAAAUAAAGAGUAUGGGAGGCUUGUGUGGAUGUGAAACAAAGAAAACUUUUGUAACAUCAAGGAAAUAAAUUGAACUGAAUA
Messenger RNA from Diachasma alloeum, 1094 nucleotides. Its product is annotated as neprilysin-21. Gene Ontology annotation, molecular function: metalloendopeptidase activity. The coding region runs from base 242 to 835 and encodes 197 amino acids. The record is from RefSeq and is a predicted model, not a curated record. The transcript is spliced from 5 exons. NCBI's taxonomy places the organism in Eukaryota, Metazoa, Arthropoda, Insecta, Hymenoptera, Braconidae. Gene Ontology annotation, biological process: protein processing. Gene Ontology annotation, cellular component: plasma membrane.